AUGUCCCACCCGCUUGAUAUCUCGCACAAUCUGACGCCGGUGGUGUCGUCGGGCGUUUCGAGCGCGGGAAACGCGUCCGACGACGACUACGUCUACACGGGCGACCAGGACCCGUCCACAGUGCACUACUCGUACACCGAGGACAAGAUGCUCAGGGACCAGGAGGCCAAAAUGAAGGCGUUUCACUCGAUCGCGACGUCGCCGAAAAACUCGCGUUCGUCGUCUGUGCACUCAGUGCGGCCGACGGGGCUUGAGCAUGCGUCGCCAAUGGCGGGUGGCAAGUUUGCGUACAACCCGAUCACGCACGAGAUGAGUCCGAUGGGGUCGUCGGACCGCGAGUUGUUCCGGGCUAAGGCGCGGAUGGGUAGUUUGCUGCUGAACGACCACAACUCGAUCAUUGAGGCGCCGUCCAAGGAACUGAUCGAGAUCUACAAGAACGUCCAGAGGUGUAUGCAGAUUCGCGAAAAGUACCAGAGGCUAUCUUUGCAGCGGCCACAGGACAACCCUAAAAACAAGCCGGAAUGGCGAAUCUACCCGAAUCCGCCACCACCGUUCUGGAAGAAGGGCGACGAGUACAGCAUUGAGCGGAACCCGGACCAGGGCGACCAACUGGCAGAGAAUUUCGACAUUGGCAAGGUGGACAUUCCGGGCGCAGAUCCCGAGCUGGACUACGUGCUGGACGACGAGGACGUUUUCCAGGUGGUGGAGAAAAGCAGCGGGAACAAGAUCGUCCAGAUUCCUACGAUGCGCGACUACUACAUCGAUCUCGAGCAGAUCACGGCGAUCGCCUCGGACGGACCGACCAAGUCGUUUGCCUUCAAGCGGCUGGAGUACCUGGAAGCCAAAUGGAAUCUGUAUUAUUUGCUAAAUGACCACGACGAGACGUCCGAGAGCAAGCGGAACCCGCACAGAGACUUCUACAACGUGCGGAAGGUGGACACACACGUGCACCACUCGGCCUGCAUGAACCAGAAGCAUCUGCUGCGGUUCAUCAAGUACAAGAUGCGCAAGUGUCCGGAUGAAAAAGUGAUUAUUAGAGACGGCCAGGUGCUGACGCUGCGCCAAGUGUUCGAGUCGCUGAACCUGACCGCAUACGACCUGAGUAUAGACACGCUGGACAUGCACGCGCACAGAGACACUUUCCACCGGUUUGACAAGUUCAACCUCAAGUACAACCCGAUCGGCGAAUCGCGGCUCAGAGAAAUCUUUCUCAAGACCGACAAUUAUAUCAAGGGCCGGUAUCUGGCCGAGCUGACUAGAGAAGUGUUUGACGAUCUGGAAAGCUCCAAGUACCAAAUGGCCGAGUACCGGAUCUCGAUCUACGGCCGGUCGGCAGACGAAUGGGACAAGCUGGCUGCGUGGGUGGUGGACCACAAGCUUUUUUCGCACAAUGUACGGUGGCUGAUCCAGAUCCCGCGGCUGUACGACGUGUACAAGAAGGGCGGCAUUGUGGACAACUACCAGGACCUGGUGCUCAACGUGUUCCGUCCCUUGUUUGAGGUGACGAAGGACCCCUCGUCGCACCCAAAACUGUUUGUGUUUUUGCAGCGCGUGAUUGGAUUCGACUCGGUCGACGAUGAAAGCAAGGCAGACAAGCGGUUCCACCGCAAGUUCCCGUACCCACGCAACUGGGACUCGGCAAAUAAUCCGCCGUACUCGUAUUACAUCUAUUCGCUGUACGCGAACAUUGCGUCGCUGAACCAGUGGAGAGUGCGCCGCGGGUUCAAUACUUUUGUGCUGCGGCCGCAUUCUGGCGAGGCGGGCGACCCCGAGCACUUGAUUGCUGCGUAUCUGGCCGCCGAAGGCAUCUCGCACGGCAUUCUGCUGCGAAAACUGCCGUACAUCCAGUACCUAUACUAUCUGUGCCAGAUCGGCGUGGCCAUGUCGCCGCUGUCCAACAACGCGUUGUUCCUGACGUACGACAAGAACCCGUUCCCGAGCUACUUCCGCCGUGGCCUCAACGUGUCGCUGUCGACAGACGACCCGCUGCAGUUCUCGUACACCAGAGAGCCGCUGAUCGAGGAAUACUCCGUCGCCGCGCAGAUCUAUAAGCUGUCGAACGUGGACAUGUCUGAGCUUGCGCGCAACUCGGUGUUCAUGAGCGGGUUCGAGUACCAGCUGAAGCGCCAUUGGCUGGGCGCAAACUUCGACCAGCCGGGCAGAGAGGGCAACGACAUCGAGAAGACCAACGUGCCGGACAUCCGCGUGGAAGAGAUCUGAUAAAGGCGUACGCAAACAUGGCCUAGACGGCCACAGGGGUGAGCGGCGCGCUGCCAAAAAUCCGGCCCUCGCCGGCGCGGACUUGCUGGACGACCCAGGACCGAAACUGCGGCGACAACAUUUCGUACUCGUACGCCACAAUUUCUUGGGAUGUGGUGAAUUUGCGGUUUCUGAACCAGUCCAGAGCAUUUUCCAAAUACCCCUUGUCAUAAGGAUGGACUGUUUCCGGCACCGGCAGCACGACGCGGACGUUGUGUGCGUCCGGAUGCUCGACGCUGACGUACCGCUGGGAGUUGAGGAGCCCUAUGCGGGCCUCUUCUUUGGUAAUUUUGCGACGGAAUAGAAUGUUUUUCAGUCUUGACUGGCGUGAGCCAAGCGUGUAUCUGUACUGCCGGGCCCUGCUGAGCUGCAGAAAGUCGAUGCUGGUCUCAUUGAGCUCGAAAAUGUGGCCGAUCGACAUGUUCAGCGUCAGCAGCAGAAGCGUGAACAGCUCGUUGACGACGAUCAUGAGCAACGCGGCCGGGUGCAGGAUUCGGUGCCGGCCGUAGCUGAGCACAGCCUUGGAAAAUGCAAACGUCGACACUAAAAUGUAGAAGAAAAGCAUCUCGAAGCACGACACAAAGCACAGAAACCACACGUAGUUGUUCUGCGCCACUAUUGUGCCGAUGUAGAGACAGUAGUGGUCGAAACGCGGGAUGCAGCGGCCGUGUGCGGAAGAAUGGUGUGCACGUAAUGUCUUGAUGGAGCGGCACUGUGCACACCAGAACGGCAGGCCGUCCGCGUUGCAGAGAAAGAUCUGCGGCGGCGCAAUGAGUGCCGCGU
Molecule: messenger RNA, 3042 nt
Organism: Ogataea polymorpha
Lineage: Eukaryota; Fungi; Ascomycota; Pichiomycetes; Pichiales; Pichiaceae
Exons: 2
Coding region: 1-2220 (739 amino acids)
Biological process (GO): AMP metabolic process; IMP salvage
Cellular component (GO): cytosol
Molecular function (GO): AMP deaminase activity
Source: RefSeq, a predicted model, not a curated record